Molecule: messenger RNA, 663 nt
Organism: Pipistrellus nathusii (Nathusius's pipistrelle)
Lineage: Eukaryota; Metazoa; Chordata; Mammalia; Chiroptera; Vespertilionidae
Source: the annotation of a GenBank genome assembly
AUGAAACUCCCCCUGUUUCUGCUGCUCCUCCUGCUGGGGACAGCUGCUGCUCUUCAUGUGGGGAAUGAUGCCCCCUAUCUGGACAGCCAAGAGUCACAGGCUGACCUGAGCCAGGAUCUGGAAGGCUCAGGGGAGCAGGAAGGAGAGUCAGUCCUGACUGAGGAGGGGAUUCAGUCUGAAGGAGAGCAGGUGGAGGCUUCCAGCUGCCAAGAUGACUUUGAGGAUGAGAACGCCAUGGAGUCAGACUCAGAUGACCUAGAUGAGAACUUCCAGUGCCCCAGGGCAGAGGACACAGUGGAAAUAAGCGGCGGUCCUGAGUGUAAGACCUGCCGCUAUGUGUUGGUGCACACCUGCAGAAGAUUUGCAGGCGCUCGGAAAGUUUGCAGGAGGUGCUAUCAUGGCAACCUCGUCUCUAUCCACAAUCUCUGCAUCAACAAUCAACUCCAAUCCUUGGCCAGUAGGAGCAACCAGGUCCGGGUCUGGAUUGGAGGCAGAAUCAAGGGCUGGUGCUCCAGGUUUCGCUGGAUUGAUGGGAGUGCUGUAAAUUUUAGUAACUGGGCUCAUCAUCCUGGGUGCGGCCGCUGUGUGAGCCUAUGCACCCGAGGGGGUCAUUGGCGACGAACACGUUGUGGAAGACGUCUGCCCUUCAUCUGCUCCUUCUAA